ACCAGAUGCGCUCAGUUUGUAUGGUUUGUUUUUGUGGUGCAUUCGCGACCUUGCUCUUCAUAAUUUCUAUAGUUGCUUCUAGAUAACCUCGAUUUCGCGUUUGUCCAUUCUUGGCCGCUAUUUCAUCUAUUAUUACACUUAUCUUAUUAAAAAGCUCCUCGGUUCAUUGGCUCAUCUCCAUUUUUCUUUUAGUUAUCCCACUGACGCUUAUCCAACAAAAAGGCACCUUCAGGGUAAAUGCAAGUCUAUCACUGCCCUAACUUUCCGUGCUUUUCAUAGAUGAUAUUACACAGGAAAACCCAAAGUUACUGUUAACACUAAACGGUUGUUUGCGUACAAAUGGCACAAUCUCGUAGAGACAAAAAGUUGACUGGAGCGGACACGUUUGAAAGUUUAUCUGAAGUUUUCCGCUGCUUUAUAUGUAUGGAGAAGCUUAAUAACGCUCGUUUGUGUCCACACUGUUCGAAGUUGUGUUGCUACAAGUGUAUAAGAAAAUGGAUCACAGAAACACGGUCUCAGUGCCCUCAUUGCCGGGCUUCGUUGCACAUUUAUGAAUUAAUUAAUUGUCGUUGGGCUGAUGAAGUUACUCAACAGUUGGAUAAUUUGCAAUCUCAAGCUACUUCAUCUAGAUCUGGUAGUGGUCAAAAUGACUUGCUGGGAGGAGCAUCAGUUAAUAAUACAUUAUCAACAUCCAGUACUGAGGUUUGUGAAUUACACAAUGAACGCUUAUCUGUAUUUUGUACAACAUGUGGCUAUGCUAUCUGUCACCAAUGUGCAUUAUUUGAUAAUGAUCAUGAACAGCAUUCAUUUCGUCCAUUAGAUGAUGUUUAUAAUGAACAUGUAAAACAGAUAAAGAAUGAAAUGGAUCAAUUUAAACGUAGACAUUUAGAAUUAAUAUCAUUACUUCAAGAUGUUGAGAAGAAUGUACAGGCUGUAAAACAAGCCAAAGAAGAACGUGUUCGAGAAUUACGCAAUGCAGUUGAAUUAAUGGUAGCGCGUUUAGAUUCACAACUAAAAUCGAAACUAGUUACUCUAAUGAGUCAACGUAGUCAAUUAUUUCAAGAAAUUGAAUCACUUGAAAAUCUUUUGCAUGAUGUUCAAUAUGCGGUAGAUGUUGCGAAACCGUCUGAAAUGGUAGAACGAUCAUCUGAAAUUUUAGCACUGCUUAGUGAUGUACAUUGUAAACCUAUGGCUUCGUUUGUUAGUGCGCCUGUACCAGCUGACUUUGUAAGUGAAAUUGUACCUCCUUAUGAAUCGAGUACAUUCACACUUCAGCCUUAUUCCAUUAUGAAACAAAGAGCUGAUCCUGUGUAUAGUCAACCACUACAUGUAGGUGGUUUAAGCUGGCGUCUUAAAGUUUAUCCAGAUGGGAAUGGUGUUGUACGUGGUAAUUAUUUAUCGGUGUUUUUAGAAUUGUCUGCUGGAUUAUUAGAAGCAUCCAAAUAUGAAUAUCGUGUAGAAAUGGUUCAUCAACAAUCUCGUGAUCCUAGUCGCAAUAUUGUACGUGAAUUCGCUUCACAUUUUGAAGUUGGUGAAUGUUGGGGUUAUAAUCGUUUCUUCCGUUUGGACUUAUUAGUUAAUGAAGGUUAUUUAAAUAGUGAAACAGACUCGAUACUACUUAAAUUCCAAGUAAGAGCGCCAACUUACUUUCAAAAGUGUCGUGACCAAAAUUGGCAUAUUUCACAACUUGAAGCGAAUCAAGGCCAUUGUUUUACGCAGUUAGCUGAAUUAAAGGAACGUUUAUCUAUUGAAGUAGCCAGACAAACAAAUAUUAUUUCUGUUGCUAAUACUGCUACUGCUCCCUCUCCCAAUACUGAUAUUUUUAAUUCAACUGUUGUUACUACAACAAGUAGUACUUCUGUUAUUUGUCUACAGUCAACAGAUGCAUUAAAACCUUCAAGUUGUCUCUCGGAUCCCACUUCUUCUUCUGCAAUUAGUCAGUCAACAUAUAUUAUGACAACUCCUUCUCCACUUCAGCUUCAGUCACCAUUAUCAUUACUUACACAACCUAUUAAUGAAGAAUUUACUGAUAAUUAUACUAAUGAGUCGAAUAAAUAUGUAGCAUCUGUUCCAGAAAUGAAAAAUCAAGAUUGUAUAAACAUGGAUCGAAAUGAUUGUACAUCCCAAUGUUGUUUUAUAAACAAUGAGAAUAACACUUCUAUUAGGGAUCAUUUAACAAAUAGUGCAAAUCAUACACAGUCACUGUGUGGUGUCAGUAAUAAUAAUAAUAAUAAUAAUAAUAAUAAUAAUAAUAAUAAUAAAUAA
Messenger RNA from Schistosoma curassoni, 2265 nucleotides. Lineage: Eukaryota; Metazoa; Platyhelminthes; Trematoda; Strigeidida; Schistosomatidae. The record is from the annotation of a GenBank genome assembly.